Messenger RNA from Prunus persica (peach), 1806 nucleotides. RefSeq names its product F-box/FBD/LRR-repeat protein At1g13570. The transcript has 4 exons. Bases 164 to 1564 code for a protein of 466 amino acids. The record is from RefSeq and is a predicted model, not a curated record. Gene Ontology annotation, molecular function: protein binding. NCBI's taxonomy places the organism in Eukaryota, Viridiplantae, Streptophyta, Magnoliopsida, Rosales, Rosaceae.
UGAUGUCUUUCCCAUUUCCCCAUUUCCCAUUUCCCAUUUCCCUUCGCGGCUAGAGGUUGGCGUUGCAGAUAUGCCGCGGCUGUCCACCCCUCAAAUAACUUAUUUCAUUACAUUGUAAUAUUUAAGAAGAAAGUAAAUUAAUAACAAGGGUGUUCCAACUUCCAUGCCGAAAAGAAAGGCUAAGCAUUCUGGAUGGACAUAUGGGAAACGACAAAAGAUUCCAAUCAAUUUGGUUGAUAAGGAAGAGAAUUAUUCGGAGGAGGAUCAGAUCAGUCAGCUACCGGAUGUCAUUCUAAUCAGCAUUCUUUCCCUAUUGGGUAUUAGGGAUGCAGCAAGAACUUGUGUCCUCUCUAAGAGGUGGAUCUAUGUGUGGAAACAGAUUACAUGUCUCAACUUCGAUGAUAUAGAUGCAUUAUCCAAACCACAGAAGAAAAGAAGGCAACGAGUGAAAACAACAUCUAGUUACAAUUGGGUGAAUCAAGUCUUGCAAUUGCACCAUGGUCCAUCCUUAGAUGAAUUCAAAAUUCGUUCUUCCUCACUCAAUUGCAGUCCUAGUAGUUCUGAAAUCGACAAUUGGAUUGAAUUUGCAAUGUGGAGGAGAGUUCAAGGCCUUGAGAUAGAUUUGGAAGCAGGCAGACGGUCUCGUUUUUCUUCUCCCAGUUAUAUCUUUCCAGAUAAGCCAUUUAGAAGCCCUUUUGGUAUUUCCUGCAUCAAGUCCCUUAAACACCUCUCUUUGUCCUUUGUAAAUAUAACCGGCGAACUUGUUGAGCACUUUCUAUCCUACUGUGAACUCCUUGAGCAUCUCUGCAUUUCUUGCUCAGAUCAAUUAGUAAAAUUGAAAGUUGCUGGUUCAUCACUCCGGUUGAAGUUCCUACAAAUAAGUGAGUGUACGUCUUUAGGAUUAGUUGAGAUUUGGGCUCCUAAUCUCGUGUCAUUUAUUUAUAAGGGAAUGUUGGGUUAUUGUGACAGUAUUCGAUUGAGGCAUGCACCCUUGCUUGUUAAUGUAUCUCUUGCAGAAAGUACUAGGUCUAUAAUUGAACCUUUUCUUUCGGUUAAAAGUUGCAUUCCUCAGCUGGUGACUCUCAACAUGCACAUGAAUCUGAAUUCGAGAGGAGGGGUGUGGCUCCCAGAAUUUCCAGAAUUUACUUGUCUCAAGGACUUAUCGUUGAGUGUUAUCGCAACUGAUCGGCUAAGCCUCCUUGCUUUGACUAAACUGAUAGAGCGGUCACCUUUCUUGCAUAGAUUUACAUUGAAGUUAAGAUGGGUACGUGACUCGUGUCAGAGGAAUAUGCAGAAGGUUAAUAAAUGUCCUCAUCAGUGCCUUAAGGUGGUGAAAUUUUCUGGGUUCGUUGGGUCUAUUAUCGACACUGAGCUUGCCACGUACUUCACUGAGAAUGCCGUUGCGCUUGAGACGUUUAUCAUCGAUCUCAAAAAGGUUGUCGUUGAAGAAUCCACUCCAUUGUCUGAAUUUGUUACAACCCAGAAAAAAAUGAGGGCAACAAGAAAGCGGGCCUUGCAGAUUGGAGAAAAACUACCUCCAGGAGCUGAGUUAAUUGUUGUGUGAUUUCACUUGUUUAGUCCUCUUUGCUACAGACUUUCUUGCAGCAUGUAAUUUGCUACUAUUUAUUUCUGACAUAUUCGGAAAUUGAAAUAAUGUAUGGUCGUGAUGACCAACGAUUGUUGGAGAAGACGUGGAAAUCUUCACUAUUAUAAGUUCUUAAAUCUAGCUGCUUAGCUACUCUUUGGCCUAUGACUUUUUGUAUGGAUCUUGUUUUGGUUCAUUACGUUCAUGGGACAUUGUGUGUU